This is a messenger RNA of Striga asiatica, 603 nucleotides long. Lineage: Eukaryota; Viridiplantae; Streptophyta; Magnoliopsida; Lamiales; Orobanchaceae. The record is from the annotation of a GenBank genome assembly.
AUGGAUAUAUACAAUUCCAAUGGGUUGUCUUGGGCUGAUCAAUGGGACCCUGAGCCUCUACCAUCCGAAAGGCCGAAUGAGAAGGAGAAAAGUAGGUCCGACAAGAACAAGGCAGGGAAGAAAAUUCUUAACCUCAAAUGGGUUAAGAACAUAUGUAAGAAAUCAAAGAACAAUGUACACAAGGUUGAGCAACAAGCUACAAUAAAUAAGUGUCACAUUGGGCUGCAACACUUGCAAUGGAAACCUUGUCAUUUGAUGGAAGAAAAUUGUAGUCUUCAGAUUCUCCAUGAAAGGCUGGACUCGAAAUUCCAUGCAGUAUUCUUGCAACAGCUCUCGGAGUACAUUCACAUCACUGUCCCCUUGGAAGUACUCAUGAAUAUUCCUUCGCAUACAAGGCGUAUGUUGAUGUUUAUGGCAACCAAAUGCAUUGUCACACACUCUGGCAGCGAAGUUUGCGGCAUGAAACAUUGCAUCUAUCUUGCGAACCUAUUUCAAGGCAAGAGCAGACACAGAAGACAACGCAAGUUCUUUCACAUAUAUCGUAGCCACAAGUGGGGCAUAAGGAAAUAUAGUCCAAUUCUUAGAAGCACUCUGAACAAUUAA